Messenger RNA from Rhodotorula graminis WP1, 375 nucleotides. RefSeq lists its product as uncharacterized. Bases 1 to 375 code for a protein of 124 amino acids. The record is from RefSeq and is a predicted model, not a curated record. NCBI's taxonomy places the organism in Eukaryota, Fungi, Basidiomycota, Microbotryomycetes, Sporidiobolales, Sporidiobolaceae. The transcript is spliced from 3 exons. Gene Ontology annotation, biological process: tRNA thio-modification; protein urmylation. Gene Ontology annotation, cellular component: nucleus; cytoplasm. Gene Ontology annotation, molecular function: protein tag activity.
AUGGCGACCAUCUCGAUCACGGUGCACAUGAGCGGCGGCAUGGAGCUUCUCUUCUCCAACGAGCCCACCCACGCCCUCACCCUCCCGCGACACUACGCCCCCUCGCUCACGACGCUCGCGCCGUCGCCGCCCGCGUCGCCGCCUGCGCCGCUCGACGAGGGCCAGGAGACGGACGUGCGGUUCCUCGUGUGGUGGUUGAGAGAGUACCUCUUGUCGGACCGGUCGAGGCCUGAGCUGUUCUCGCAGGGCGACACGGUCCGCCCCGGGAUCCUCGUCCUCGUCAACUCGACCGACUGGGAGCUCGAGGGCGAGCUCGACUAUGUGCUCCAGGACGGCGACGAGCUCGUCUUCAUCUCGACGCUGCAUGGCGGCUGA